AUGCGUCACAUAGUUCUCCGGUCCGGUAUAACCGCAUCGACACUCUCCCUCUACCCUGAUCUUCUUAACCCCUGUCAAAUCCAAACAAUGUCGACCUCGCGCCUGCACCACGAAAGCGGCCGCCUACCGCGCUGCACUCAUCGGCUCCAACAUACCAGCGCCGACACCGCGCCACCGUACGAGCUCUCGAAAGAUCGCUCUGGCAACUACACUCUCAAAUGCCCUGCGUUUCACGUCGACGGCAAUGUCAUCACCAUCCUCGAAACCGACGCGGACCCAGACAACUGCAUCCCCGACGGCAAUAUCCUCCCUCAGGGCGACGACAUCGUCACAUCGCAGAUGAUCCCGUUCGCGGCCCGCGAUAUGACGCGCGAAGACUGGUUGGAGCAGGUCGGGAUGCUCAUAGCGGCUGUGAUGUUUGGGAUAAGGAAGGACGAGGGUGGGAAGGACUUUACGCUCGCCAACUUUCCGGACAGAUACGUGUUCUACCUGUGGGAGAAGACAUGGGACUCGGGGUCAAAACGCCCGCGGACGGACGUCUAUCUGCGGGCCUCGGAAGAGCUCAGAUUCGCCAGCCCGCUUGAGUUCGCUCGACAUGCUAUGUGGUUGAUGGACGGGAUGCCUGUGAGGAGGGGACGGCCCGUGUGCAUAUGCAAAUACUGCGCACCCAGAUCCUCGCAGGAGGUAAUCUCUGCUGAGCUGCGCGUCAUCGGGGGUAUGCGUCGGAAGAGAGAUCUGGAACUGAUACGCAAGCGUGGCAGGGCGUCUCGAAGGAGCACAUGA
Molecule: messenger RNA, 783 nt
Organism: Peniophora sp. CBMAI 1063
Lineage: Eukaryota; Fungi; Basidiomycota; Agaricomycetes; Russulales; Peniophoraceae
Source: the annotation of a GenBank genome assembly